UGAUUGAAUCUAUAGCCAUGCUUCAUCCUUCACAGGAUUUUUUUGUAAUGUCAGCGAAAAGACAAUUUUCCAUUCUAAUUCUCUUUUCCGCACGCAAAAAAAUAAAAAAAUAAAACAGCCCUCGGAGGCGUGGCCACGAAUGGAGCCAAAAUGGCACCGUCCGGAUCCCAGCUUCACACUUUUAGCAGUGAUUCUUCAGAGCAGCUAGUUUGCUAACAGCAGCCUGAACAACAACAACAGAAAAAAAAAACGAACAACGCGGAACUGCCACAGAGCCGCCAAGGGACAGCUGAAUAUGGCAGAGCAUGAACCGCAGCAAGGGGAGCAGGACCUUGAGAAGAAAAUAGUGGAGACCAGGCAGAGAUUCAAGAAUGAGUUACUCAAAGACUCAACAGAUAAGUAUGACCCCAGGGAUGUGGAGAGGAUUGAGCAGGAGGAUUCUCUGGUGGAAGCCUACCUCACAUGGAGACUGUAUGUCGUUGAUGACACGUUGAAGAUGAUAGAUGAAAGUCUACUGUGGAGAAAAGAGUUUGGGAUAAAUGACGUGAGUGAGAGCACCAUUCCCAGGUGGAUGUUUGAGAGUGGUGCCGUCUUCCUCCAUGGCUACGACAGAGAAGGCAACAAACUCUUCUGGUUUAAGGUGAAGCUGCACACCAAGGAUGCAAAAACAGUUGUGGACAAGAAGAAGUACGUCGCCUUCUGGCUGGAGCGGUAUGCAAAGAAGGAACCCGGGAUGCCUCUCACCGUAGUGUUUGAUAUGACGGAGUCUGGCCUUAGCAAUAUUGACAUGGACUUUGUAAAGUACGUCAUCAAUUGCUUCAAAGUAUACUAUCCAAAGUUUUUAUCUAAAAUGAUCAUAGUAGACAUGCCUUGGAUCAUGAACGCUGCAUGGAAGAUUGUGAAGUCCUGGUUGGGUCCAGAAGCCAUCGCAAAGCUGAAGUUUGCAACCAAAACUGAGAUUCACACAUAUAUUGGUGCUGAGUACCUGCCGCCUCACCUGGGUGGAUCGGACCUCUUCAAGUACACAUACCCACCUCUUCCAGACGAUGACUUCCAAACGCCGCUGUGUGAGAACGGGCCGAUGGCCAGCGAGGAUGACGCCGAGAGCAAAGAGGGUGAAAUGGAGAGCAGAGACACCCUCGAGUCCAGCUUCAACUCCGAGAUUGUGGCAAAGCCCAAAAAGGUGAAUUUUCUAGAAGAAAGCUUAAGGUCAGAGGAUGGUGACAAAGACACAAACGUGAGAGUGAAAGGAGUCAGGAAGCCACUCACCACCUUCAAAGGUCUUCUGCUAGAUGUUAGUCCUUCUGAGGAGCUCAGCUUUGGUUCCGGUGAGAACGAGAAGAAAUGCCUUAUUAUUCUGAGCAACGUCACCAAAAAUCAGGUGGCUUUUAAGGUUCGUACCACGGCACCCGAGAAGUACCGAGUGAAGCCCAGCAGCAGCAGCUGUGAACCGGGAGCCUCGGUGGACAUAGUGGUGUCCUUGCAUGGAGGUUCCCAGGCCUCUCCACAAGACAGAUUUUUGAUCAUGGCUGCAGAAAUGGAAAACGCUGGAUCACAGGAACUCACUCAGUUCUGGAAAGAAGUACAGAAAAACAAGAUCAUGGAGCACCGAUUGCGUUGUCAUGUACUGGACAGCGUUAAGUCAUCAGGCGUCCCUCACAGGGACAGCCUGGGAGAGACAUCGACCAACGGGCAGCAGGAGUUAAGCACAGCGCUUAUGCGAGUGAUGGCGUGCAACUCUCGACUGGAGCUGAAAAUGAACUCAUGUCUGUGGGUGCAGAAGGUUCUCACUGGGCUGGUGCUGGUCCUGCUAGCGCUGAACCUGCUGUGUCUCUACCUGCUGGGUACGGCUCAGCGACCGAGCUGACCUGCCGCCGGCCCCUCCACCUGCGUCUGUCAGCCCUCCAGGAGGCGCUGGCGGCUCCAGCCGGGCUACAGUUGACCACUUGAUGGGACGCUGGUCCUCUGCUCCACCCGGCCAAGUCCCACUGGCUGACCGCCCUGAAGAGUAGCAGAGCUGACCAUCGAGACAUGUCGGUCCAUGUUGAGCGAAGAGAUUGUUCUGCUGCCUACUAGGUUAAUGUAACGGAUUGAUAGGUUCUAUUGUGGCUGAUUGUGAAAACAUAAUUUAAGUUAAUAACAUUUAUUAGAUUUUGUUGGAAAAAUUAGUCAUAUUAAGGUUUAUGUAGAGCAUUUUUUUAAUUAUUUGUCAAUCUACAAAAAAUUAUUUAAACCAACAUAUUAUAAAAUAAAUCCUUUUUAUUCAACCUUUACUGUUCAGGUUUUUUUUGGCCAAGUCUUUGUUAUGAAUCUAAAGACGGCAUUUAAACACCCGCCUUAUUCUUCAGCUCUAGCUGUUUCAGCCACUAAAGUUGUCCAGUUAUGCAAAAUUAUUCCUUCUCUUUAAUAAGCUCCCAUUAAAACGGAGCUUUGUAAUUGAAAACAUCGCAGCGAAUGACCUUACUAAACUUCUCCACGCUCAGACCCAGGAGCCCAUGAGAGAACUGUGUCUCCACCACCUCAUUUUAUUUUAAUUACCCCAACACUAAACUCAACUAAAAAUACCAAAGCAAUUACUGGCAGAGCACAAGGACGAGGCACAACCCACUUGUAUCUUAGUGGGAAGCGCUGAUAUCAGUAACAAGAUCCAGCUCGGAGCAAUCAGGACGCGAGCCGGGGUGUGAGGAGUGAGCUCGUUAUUAGAUGUUUGCACACCCGAGAGAUGACUGAAAUCAACAACCGCCGUUUGUUUUGCGGUGGGUGGUUGCCAGUUGGAGUGAUUUGUGUAACACAAGAAGGCUAAUCCUGCUUUGAUUAUUAAAAAAUCCCAUUUCA
Messenger RNA from Poeciliopsis prolifica (blackstripe livebearer), 2835 nucleotides. It is a transcript of the gene mospd2, whose product is annotated as motile sperm domain containing 2. NCBI's taxonomy places the organism in Eukaryota, Metazoa, Chordata, Actinopteri, Cyprinodontiformes, Poeciliidae. The record is from RefSeq and is a predicted model, not a curated record. The coding region runs from base 296 to 1867 and encodes 523 amino acids. The transcript has 15 exons.